Myxocyprinus asiaticus (Chinese sucker) is the source of this 1558-nucleotide messenger RNA. RefSeq names its product interferon a3-like. NCBI's taxonomy places the organism in Eukaryota, Metazoa, Chordata, Actinopteri, Cypriniformes, Catostomidae. The transcript has 5 exons. Gene Ontology annotation, cellular component: extracellular region. Gene Ontology annotation, molecular function: cytokine receptor binding. Gene Ontology annotation, biological process: response to exogenous dsRNA; defense response. Bases 988 to 1515 code for a protein of 175 amino acids. The record is from RefSeq and is a predicted model, not a curated record.
UUUUCUCGCCUCACAUCAUCACGUCGCGUCAUUUCCGCCAAUACGCUCUCACAGCAGCACACGUGCGAAUGAAAACGUUCUUCCCAAAUCAUACAUGUCACUUUCAUAAUUGAUUUAACCCACUUUAUUAAUCUAUUCCCACACACGUUUCUAAUAAUAAUGUGAUGUUUAGCCUAAUGCGUAUGAUAGGCUACAUUGUAUGAAUGUGUCGUCACGGCGUUGUGACGUCAACCUCUUUCGAUUUCACUUUCUGUGGGAUAUCCGUCCCCACAUUCCGAAGUUCACACACAUCAGGAAACCUGCCGUUUCCUUUUUAAGCCAUGCAUUGAUAAGUGUAUGUAAUAUCUACAGAAUAUGAACGACUGAAAAUAAACCACUGAAUAAACAAAAUAAAUGCAGCCUAUUUUGUUAUAAAUACAUAGCAAACACUUGGUGGUAUUUACACACAUACUAAAUGAAUUAAUUGUUAUUAUUGAUUUAAUAAAUUUGUGACUAUAAAUUGCUUUUUAUUUUACAACAAUAUUAUCUGUAUUACUUGCUAUUAUACAUGUGUACAGAGAGAGAGAGAGAGAGAGAGAGAGAGAGAGAGAGAGAGAGAGAGAGAGAGAUUUUAGUUGUAUUUUUUAACUACACUGUAAUGUACACUAACCCAUUUGUGUGGCGUUUGCUCAGUAUUUAUUGCAUUUUAAUGCACUGGUAAUAGCAAUAAAACUCCUGUUUUGCCCCAAGCCUACUCUACUCACAAAAAGAUUAUUGCGCAAUUGCGAUUUACCUGUCGCUCAGGUGUGUACUAUGGUUUACAACUGGAAAGUGAAAUCCGAAAUCAUUUCGAGUGCAUUCCCGAAAUGAUCGCAUAUAAACGGCGGACAGAAUGGAGGAGAAGCCGAGUCAAGAUCAUUCAACAGCAGCAGAGAACAACAGGGAGAAACACUCUCAAACAGACGCGACAGCUGGAUUCAAUCGUCUGUCAAUAAUCAAGACUGCAACAUGUAUCGUCAUCUGAUGCAUCUUUGUCUUCUUCUGUCAGUAUGCCAGAUCAGCUCAGUGUUGAGCUGCAGAUGGAUCAAAAAUAAGUUUCAGCAUCAUCACGGAGUCUCUCUGGAUCUGAUUGGAAAGAUGGGUGGGAAACUCAUUAAGGAACAUUUGGAUUUAAAUCCCAUCCCAUAUGACUUGAUCAACAACCACAGGGGUGCAGAGCCAGAGAAACAGACCCUGUUUGUCAUUCAGAUUCUGGUAGAGAUCACUGACCUCUUUGAGGAUGCUGUUUCUGCCCCCUGGGAUGAUAAAAAUAUGGAUGAUUUCUUAAACGUCAUUCAUGAGGAGAUUAAUGGACUACGCUCAUGUGGUGCUUUCAAAAUGAAGAGGAACAAAAAGCUGCAUCUGUAUUUUGAAAGACUGAGACAUAUGACACAACUUAACACAGAGAAUGUGGGUAAAAGCUGGGAGAUUGUCAGGAAACGGGUCAUAAGCCUCAUGAAGCAGCUGGAGUUCUUCUCUUUCCACACUCAUGCUUAAGGACUGGAGGGGGACAAGACCUUGAGAACCUUCACUCCAUUUA